AUGGCCACCUCAACCGGUACCGGCUGGGCUCAGCUCCGGCAGCAAGCCCGAUCUCUCGAGACUCAGACCGAGAACCUCUUCCACACAUACUCUCAAUAUGCUUCGUUAACGAAGCUCCCACCCACACCCUCGGAUGAAGAACAGCGGAUCGAAUCGCAGCUCAAAGACCUCCUAGAACGACGCGACUCUCUGAUCUCCCAACUCGCCCGCCUCCUCGACUCCGAAGCAACCCUCACCUCCUCCGCCCUCAAACAAAACAACCUCGCCCGCCACCGCGAAGUCCUCCACGACCACCGUCGUGAACUACAGCGUCUCAAAUCUGCCAUCGCCGAAUCCCGCGACCGCGCUAAUCUCCUCUCCAACGUCCGCUCCGAUAUCGAUGCCUACCGCAACUCGAACCCGGGUCAGGCAGAAGCAGAUUACAUGCUUGAAGAGCGGGGUCGGAUUGAUGAGAGCCAUAAUAUGAUUGAUGGGGUGUUGAGUCAGGCUUACGCUAUUAAUGAGAACUUCGGUCUGCAGCGUGAGACGCUGGCUAGUAUCAACCGACGCAUUGUGGGCGCGGCGAACUCAGUGCCGGGCAUGAAUGCGUUGAUUGGGAAGAUUGGGUCUAAGAGGAGACGGGAUGCGUUGAUUUUGGGGGCUUUUAUUGGGUUUUGCUUUUUGAUGUUGCUUUGGUUGAGGUGA
Molecule: messenger RNA, 684 nt
Organism: Aspergillus niger
Lineage: Eukaryota; Fungi; Ascomycota; Eurotiomycetes; Eurotiales; Aspergillaceae
Exons: 3
Coding region: 1-684 (227 amino acids)
Biological process (GO): endoplasmic reticulum to Golgi vesicle-mediated transport; vesicle fusion
Cellular component (GO): Golgi medial cisterna; Golgi membrane; SNARE complex
Molecular function (GO): SNAP receptor activity
Source: RefSeq, a predicted model, not a curated record